GGCCGGGGCUGCAGAGGCGCCUGGCGCACGGCGCGAGCGGAGUCGCGGUGCUCGCCCAGGUCGCGCCAGGGGGUCGCGCGGGCGGGAGGGCGGGCUGCCGCCGCUUCGGUCGCCAUGUGCGCGCAGGUCUGGCUGCUGACCGACCGGCUCAUCCGCGAGGACUACCCGCAGGUGCAGAUCCUGCGCGCGCUCCGACAGCGCUGCUCCGAGCAGGACGUGCGCUUCCGGGCUGUGUUCUUGGACCAGAUCGCCGUCACUGUGGUCGGCGGCCACUUAGGCCUGCAGCUAAGCCAGAAACCCCUGACCACCUUUCCCGAUGUGGUGGUUGUACGAUUGUCCACGCCCUCCGUCCAGUCAGAUAGCGAAAUCACCAUCCUGAGGCACCUGGAGAAGCUGGGCUGUCGCUUGGUCAAUCGUCCUCAGAGCAUCUUAAACUGCAUCAACAAGUUUUGGACAUUCCAAGAGCUGGCUGGACAUGGGGUCCCCAUGCCAGACACCUUCUCCUAUGGUGGGCAUGAAGACUUUUCUAAAAUGAUCGAUGAAGCAGAGCCCCUGGGCUACCCAGUGGUGGUGAAGAGCACACGGGGACACCGAGGAAAAGCUGUUUUUCUGGCUAGAGACAAGCAUCACCUCUCAGACAUCUGCCACCUGGUCCGCCAUGAUGUGCCCUACCUGUUCCAGAAGUAUGUGAAGGAGUCACAUGGGAAGGACAUCCGGGUGGUGGUGGUGGGCGGCCAGGUGAUUGGCUCCAUGCUGCGCUGCUCCACGGAUGGCCGCAUGCAGAGCAACUGCUUUCUAGGUGGUGUGGGUGUCAAGUGCCCACUGACAGAGCAAGGCAAGCAGCUGGCUAUCCAGGUAUCCAACAUCCUGGGCAUGGAUUUCUGUGGUAUUGACCUUCUCAUUAUGGAUGAUGGCUCCUUCACGGUGUGUGAGGCAAACGCCAAUGUCGGCUUCCUAGCCUUCGACCAGGCAUGCGGCUUAGAUGUGGGGGCCAUUAUUGCAGACUAUGCCAUGUCCUUGCUGCCAAACAGGCAGACUGGGAAGAUGGCCAUCCUUCCGGGGCUGUCAAGUCCCAGGGAAAAGAGUGAGCCAAAUGGUUGUGCUUCAGCUCAGGGAGUUGAGAAUGUCUAUACCAUCAACAAUGGUUCUACCUCUAGUGAGAGUGAAGCUGAACUGGGAGAGGUCCAGGAUUCCUCAGCAAAAACGAUUGGGGUCCCACCCCCCCAUGUUGCCCGAACCUGGUUACAACAUUAACAGGAUUGCUUCAGAACUCCAGUGAAUUCCUGCUUUUUUGGCAGCAUAUAAACCAAAUCCUACUGCUUCCCUGAGUAGUGUCCAGUGAGUAAGAUCUGGGCUAAUUUGAUUUCAUUUGCACAGAAACUAAAAAAUCCCAUCCGGGCACUCAGCAUUAUUUCUAACAGUGGUUUGAACAAAUAGCCUAGCUUUGUGGUUUUUCUGAAGACUCAUAUAAAAAGCACUCACCACGAACAACAUCCCAAAUGAUCUAUUUGAGACCACCGUCUACUUCGAGCACUUGGAUGCAAUGGUAGGCUUUAAGGUUCUGACUCUAUGCUGCUGUCCCUGGCUGUUAGCAGCAGGAAACAUGAGCUUGUCUCCUGGAAACACUUUUCUCACGUGUAGCCAGGAGAUGGAGCAUGUACAGGCAGGUGGGAUGCUCAGAGAACCUAAGGAUGUCUCCCCUCCCCCCACUCCCUCUCGGCCACCAUCUUACCAUAGUCCUCCAACACUCAGGAGCUUCCUCUAGCCAUCUCACUGAAGCACUUUGUAAAAAGUAAGAUGGAAUGUUCUUUGACCUCAUUGGUGUGGCAUAUGUCCUGCUUUGUAACAGGGCAUUUCUACAGAAUGCUUUGUCGCUCAGAAUCCAUACCCCUGUUUCACCUAAUGCCAGCUCUAGCAGCUUCACGCACCUUUGCUGCCUUUGACCUCAACUGGAAAUGCAUCUGGAUGAGCUAUGGCCACACACUUUGUUUCUUGUGCACUAGAACCCAACACUAUGGAUUUUUCUCCUCAAUGGACUCUACUCCCUUGUCAUCUGGAAACCAGUGGGUUUUUUACCACAGAAAGUUACUGGACAGUGACUGUUCCUCCCCUCUGCUUCUGGAUGUUCUACUCCUACCCAGGCUCCAGGAACCUGCCCUUAGCCAUUUUUCCAAAUUGGGGGGACUCGGGCAUUAGUGGAGGGGUGAGCGGGGCUAUUGUAGGCAUGAUACCAAGUGCUUCUCACUUUAGCUCCUCAAGCAGUAGAUGAGAUCUUUCCCUUGGGAGGAAUUGUAGAGAUGGAGUUUUGUGUUUUUGCUUACAGGAAGUCUAACUGAAAAUAAGCAAUGACCAAAUACAUCUGAACAAAUGCAUCCUGGAGUUACCUCUUUGCAGUUACCUGGGAGACCAUCCUCUUGGGCUAUUUUAUUGCAGGUGCCAAGAUCAUUGAGGAUUCCUCUUUGGGAUUACCUCAGAAGCCAUCAAAGGAAAGAGGCCUCAGCUUUAUCAAGAGGCCCUGUUUCGUUUCCUUUACCCUCUCCCACUCCUGGUACCUGCCAAGGCAGGGCCAAGCUCCACCGCCCAUUGUAUUUGCCAGAUCAAAUACUCUUUGGCUAUUAAAAAUUAUAGACCUAGCCAUAAGAACAAAGAUUUGCCCACUCUGAGGAAACAUGUAAGUUGACAAUUUCCAAAGAGGGUUCUAGAAAUGCGGGUUGGAUCUGCUACACUGACGUAAGCAACACUUUCCUUAAAGUGUCUACUUUGAAGGCAAUACCACCCGAGAGUAAGCGCAGGCACACAAUCCCUGUAUUCACUCUACCGUAAGGGUAGUGUGUAUCAAGUCAAAACUGUAACAUGUUUUCACAACACCUUUCAAUAGAAAUUGGCCUUUCAAAUAUUGUAGUGAAAACCAGAUUUCACCAAGCAACAGUUGUAAAAUGUUGAAGAGCGUUGGUGCCACAUUAUAGAGAUGUCACACCUGACAGCUGUAGUUUCUGUGCAGUGUCACCCCGGGGUACAUGCCACUGACCUGAAGCCCGAGGAAUGUGUCUGUACAGCUGAGGAAGGACAACAUGUGCCCUUGUAGACUAAGACCUGUAUCUUCUUACCACUCCGAGUGGCUCUAGAAGAAGGCCAGUUAGGUUCCGUUCCUGCUGGAAGUGGUCAGAUGCAAGCCCGCUGUUGGCCGACCGGAAGCUACACUCACGCUUGUCCACUGUUUAGUGCAAGCCUCUUCUCGCUGAUCCGAGUCCACUGAGGCCCAGGCAGAGCUGCUCAGAGUGUUCCCAGAUUCCUUUGCCAAAGGAGGCCCAUUUCCCAGCUGGCAGAGAUGUCUGUCGUGGGUGUUAUUGUCCAAAACUAAUCCUGCCUACAGACAGAGAGAGCUGACUCUCAUCUGGAUCCUAGCCCUGCUCUGGGAUUUCCAUCCCACAGCUGGCCAAGGGCAAUUACUUGAGUCUCAGCUCCGUGGCCCAGCCAUACUUGCCACAGCUGCCUACACUUGCUGGAAAGAGCAUGGGGAAGCAGAGCCAGAGUCUGGUCCUGGCUCUCCCAACACGGCUGACCACCUGAGCUCUGCAUUUCCAUAUUUCCUCUCUGUAGACAGGGGAAUUGGCCUAUUUUAUUUACCUUUUGGUGCACUCUGAGGCUGAAGUGAGUUCAUAAGCACAGCUAUGCAUUUGUGGGAGGUGGUGACAGACACCUCGUACACGCUGGUUUGUGUUUCUCAUCGCUCCUCUGAGAGAGUUAAAAUUAAAAAAAAGGAAGAGUCUGUGAAUUCUUGGCAUUAGCAAGCUCAGCGGUAGUAACGGCCCAGAAGAAAAGAAUGCAGCUUCUUAGAGGCCUGCCUUCUAGCCUGAGAUACUUCACAACCUGAAAGGAGUAUGGCUCUUGGGGUAGCCAAAGAACCUUCUAGAUGUAUCCUGUAUAGCCUGAAACCCUUGACUCCUGUACCAACACCAAGUCUUCCUCUGUAAUAUAGAUUCAGGGUGUGUAUGUAUGUGCUCUUCUCACUGUCUGGUAGUAACAUCUUGAAACUGGUCAGAACUGGAAUGUCAAUAGCUCAGUCACUCAGAGUAUACAUGAUUCUGCACUUGGGAAAAGUA
This is a messenger RNA of Onychomys torridus (southern grasshopper mouse), 4103 nucleotides long. It is a transcript of the gene Rimkla, whose product is annotated as ribosomal modification protein rimK like family member A. The record is from RefSeq and is a predicted model, not a curated record. Bases 115 to 1254 code for a protein of 379 amino acids. Lineage: Eukaryota; Metazoa; Chordata; Mammalia; Rodentia; Cricetidae. Gene Ontology annotation, molecular function: ligase activity, forming carbon-nitrogen bonds; ATP binding; metal ion binding. Gene Ontology annotation, cellular component: cytoplasm. Gene Ontology annotation, biological process: protein modification process. The transcript is spliced from 5 exons.